Molecule: messenger RNA, 468 nt
Organism: Ambispora leptoticha
Lineage: Eukaryota; Fungi; Glomeromycota; Glomeromycetes; Archaeosporales; Ambisporaceae
Source: the annotation of a GenBank genome assembly
AUGUCAUUUCGUCUUCCAUAUCUACUUCCAAUCGUAACACUUAUUCACAGUCCAACGUGUGCGACAUCCAUAAAAGCACUUAACAUUCUGAAAUCAGCAAAAACUGCAAGCCUGGAUGCAUUUGAUAUCGACAUAAUCGAUUGCACACAACAAGAAGUGACCAAAGAUCAACUUGUCACAAUAGCCGAAUAUCUUGGAAAUGAUUUCAAACAAGUUUUGAAAAAAUCGAGUGAAGAUAUAAACAGUACGGUUGUUCAGGAGAAAAAUACUCAAAAUCGAUCCCAUGAAAAAAUCGGCGAGGAAUUCAUGCCAAAAACGGUAGACCAAUUUGUAAAUCUGGUUAAAGGGAAUCCAUGGAGUUUGCGUCCUCCUAUUUUGGUAGAUUGGAAUAAAGGACAUGCCAUGGCUGUUAGACAGCCAGAGAAAAUCAAUGAUUUUCUAAUUGAUUUAGGAUAUAUGAGAAAGUAA